AUGGAUGUCUCUUCGAAAUGGCUCCCUCUGAGUCUUCUUCUCAUGUGCAUUGUCCUUCAUGUGAGUGCAAUCAGUCUUGGAGAUGACAAGCUUGACAAAACUAGGUACCAUGAUGAUGAUUGUCGAUUUGGGAGCCAACAACGAUGUGGUGGUAGGUGGGGUGGUCGUGGAGGAGGGCUAGGAGGUGGUCACGGUGGUGGAAGAGGUGGUGGCAUUGGGGGAGGUGUUGGAGGAGGAGGAGGUUUAGGUGGUGGUGGAGGUGUUGGAGGUGGUGUAGGUCAUGGUGGUGGUAUUGGAGGGGGUGUAGGAGGUGGUGGUGUUGGAGGUGGUUUGGGUCAUGGUGGUGGAACUGGAGGAGGAAUUGGGGGCGGUGGUGGAGGUGGUGGUGGUGGAGUUGUUGGGGGUUUUGGACACGGUAGAGGCUUUGGAGCUGGAGGUGGUGUAGGCGGUGGAGGUGGAGGUGGCGGUGUAGGCAGAGGAUCUAGCCAUGGGGGUGGGUUUGGUGCAAGUGGAGGUUUAGGAGGUGGAGCUGGUAGUGGUAUAGGUGGAGGGUCAGGUCAUGGCGGUGGGAUUGGUGCAGGUGGGGGUCUUGGAGGUGGUGGUGGUGGUUCUGGAGGAGGCAUAGGGGUGGGUGCAUGAAGUGGUCAUGGUGGUGGCCAUAGAGGAUGCAUUGGAAUUGGUAUUGGCAUUGGCAUUGGAAUUGGUGGUGGUGUAGGCCACGGAUCUGGAAGUGGGUCUGGUAGUGGCAGUGGCGGCGGUGGUCAUUGAGAGUUAAAACUCAUCAUACCUCUAGAUAUGUACUUUUGCAUAUUUGAACAAAUUUAUAAAACUGGAACUCUCGUUUUCGAGUUAUCUUUUUAACAAUA
Carya illinoinensis is the source of this 866-nucleotide messenger RNA. RefSeq names its product glycine-rich cell wall structural protein 1-like. The coding region runs from base 1 to 639 and encodes 212 amino acids. NCBI's taxonomy places the organism in Eukaryota, Viridiplantae, Streptophyta, Magnoliopsida, Fagales, Juglandaceae. The transcript has a single exon. The record is from RefSeq and is a predicted model, not a curated record.